This is a messenger RNA of Apodemus sylvaticus (European woodmouse), 842 nucleotides long. RefSeq names its product protein mago nashi homolog. Gene Ontology annotation, cellular component: nucleus; catalytic step 2 spliceosome; exon-exon junction complex. The record is from RefSeq and is a predicted model, not a curated record. The coding region runs from base 436 to 744 and encodes 102 amino acids. Lineage: Eukaryota; Metazoa; Chordata; Mammalia; Rodentia; Muridae. The transcript is spliced from 7 exons. Gene Ontology annotation, biological process: RNA splicing.
UGCCCGCUCCCGUGACGUCACUGCCCCGCGCCGGCGGCAGAGUGGCCGGCGGUAUAGCCGGCUUUACCGAGGACAAAAUUGGCCAUGGCUAGUGAUUUCUACCUGCGCUACUACGUCGGGCACAAGGGCAAGUUUGGGCACGAGUUUUCGGCCGGACGGUGAGCGGCGGAGGGACCGCGGGAGGGCGAGCCGCCCAGAGACUUGUCCUUAUCACCGCAAGUCACACGAAUUAAGAGCAGUAUCAGGGGAAUUGUAUGAGACAGAGGCUGAUGGAUAGAUCCCUGUGUGUUCAAGGCUGCCAACCUCGUUACACAGUGAGAUCUUGUCUUGAAGGAAGGAAAUGAAGGAAAACAAACAGACCUUAACAAACCUGACCCAUUUUAUGUUAAAGGGAAGCUUAGAUAUGCCAACAACAGCAAUUAUAAAAAUGACGUGAUGAUCAGAAAAGAGGCCUAUGUCCACAAAAGUGUAAUGGAAGAACUAAAGAGAAUUAUUGACGACAGUGAAGUUACAAAAGAGGAUGACGCUCUGUGGCCACCACCUGACAGGAUUGGCCGGCAGGAACUAGAAAUCGUGAUUGGGGAUGAACACAUUUCUUUUACCACAUCAAAAAUAGGUUCUCUUAUUGAUGUAAAUCAGUCAAAGGAUCCUGAAGGCCUCCGUGUAUUUUACUAUUUGGUACAAGACUUGAAAUGCUUAGUGUUCAGUCUUAUUGGUCUGCACUUCAAGAUUAAGCCAAUCUGAAGUGGAUGUUUUCGAGGUUAUUUAUAUAUUUAAUUAAAGGAAGAGUUUUCUAUUGACAUUUUUGGGAUUUUUUUUUAUGAAUGUGAAACUUUUGUAAA